Messenger RNA from Arachis ipaensis, 1627 nucleotides. RefSeq names its product soyasapogenol B glucuronide galactosyltransferase. Gene Ontology annotation, molecular function: UDP-glucosyltransferase activity. Lineage: Eukaryota; Viridiplantae; Streptophyta; Magnoliopsida; Fabales; Fabaceae. The record is from RefSeq and is a predicted model, not a curated record.
UCCUUCCAGGUGGGCUUAUAAGGCAGUGUUUAAAACUAUGCCAAAUAAAGCAAUAUUGUAUUCACAAUCUAUAGCUAUGGAAAAGGAAAAUCAUGACCUACGGGCAAUUUUUGUUCCUUUCCUCUCAACAAGUCACAUCAUCCCCCUCGUUGAUAUGGCCAGGCUCUUCGCCAUGCACGGCGUCGACGUCACCAUUCUCACCACCUCACACAACGCCACCAUCUUCCAGAAAUCCAUUGACCUUGACUCCGCUCGUGGAAGACCCAUUAGAACUCACUCCUUAAAGUUCCCUGCUUCCAUGGUGGGCCUCCCCGCCGGCGUUGAAGCCUUCAACGUCGACGCCGGUAAGGACAUGCUCCCCAAGAUCUUCAUGGGCCUCGCCAUCCUCCAACCGGAGAUGGAGAGCCUCUUCCAGCAACUCAAUGCUGAUUUCAUUGUCACCGACAUGUUCUACCCUUGGAGUGUUGAUGCCGCCGCAAAGCUUGGGAUUCCCAGGAUCAUGUUUCAUGGAGCUAGUUACCUUGCUAGAUCUGCACUGCACUCUGUUCAACACUAUAAACCCUACCUCAAGGUUGAUUCGGACUCUGAAAAGUUUGUGCUACCUGAUUUGCCGCAUGAAUUGGAGAUGACGCGUUUGCAGAUACCAGAAUGGGUUAGAACACCGAAUCUCUACACGGAGUUGAUGAGGACUAUCGCAGAGUCAGAGAAGAGAAGCUAUGGCUCCCUCUUCAAUAGCUUCUACGAGCUCGAAAGCGAUUACUAUGUGCAUUACAAGAAGGUGAUGGGCACCAAGAGUUGGGGGUUAGGCCCUGUUUCAUUGUGGGCCAACCAAGAUGCUUCGGAUAAAGCAGCAAGAGGUCAAACAAAACCAGAAUCUCAAGAAGAAGAAGGGUGGCUCAAAUGGCUGAACACGAAGCCCGAGAAUUCAGUUCUGUACGUGAGUUUUGGGAGCAUGAAUAAGUUCCCUAACUCUCAGCUCGUUGAGAUUGGGCAUGCAUUAGAAGGUUCGGGGCAUAACUUCAUCUGGGUGGUUAGAAAGAACGAAGAAGAAGGAGGUGGUAGUUUUCUUGAAGAGUUUGAGAAGAGAGUGAGGAAAAGCGGGAAAGGGUAUCUGAUAUGGGGUUGGGCACCGCAGCUUCUGAUAUUGGAGAAUGCGGCGAUCGGAGGGUUGGUGACACACUGCGGGUGGAACACGGUGGUGGAGAGCGUGAACGCGGGGCUGCCGAUGGUGACGUGGCCGCUGUUUGCAGAGCAUUUCUUCAAUGAGAAGCUGGUGGUGGAUGUGCUGAGGAUUGGGGUUCCGGUGGGUGUGAAAGAGUGGAGGAACUGGAAUGAGUUUGGGAGCCAAGUUGUGAGUAGGGAAGACAUUGGAAAAGCCAUAGCUUCUUUGAUGGGUGGCGGAGAAGAAGAUGAAGAGAUGAGGAGAAGAGCGAAAAAGCUGAGUGUUGAAGCGAAGAAGGCUAUUAAGGUUGGUGGUUCUUCACACAACAACAUUCUUGAAUUGAUUCAGGACCUCCACUCUCUCAAACUCUCCAAGGCUCAACAACACAACAACCCUUGAUAUUGACAAAAAAAAGAGAAGAAAAAAAAAAGGAAUAUCUCACUACUCAUUUUCCUGGUUACAAUG